Molecule: messenger RNA, 11975 nt
Organism: Pseudoliparis swirei
Lineage: Eukaryota; Metazoa; Chordata; Actinopteri; Perciformes; Liparidae
Product: abnormal spindle-like microcephaly-associated protein homolog
Exons: 26
Coding region: 73-11847 (3924 amino acids)
Molecular function (GO): protein binding
Source: RefSeq, a predicted model, not a curated record
UACGUUUUAAACAACGAACAUUAAGCUAACUGCGGAGUAUGGAGCGAGCUGCGACUUUUUUAAACAUUUGAAAUGGCUGAAACGGAGAUUUCAACACGGAGAGGAUUUUUAGACAUAAGUCCAGCAAAGAGACACGACGCGAACAAAGAAAACGAUGGUCCAGUUUUGGUUUUGAAACUCUUUUCUCAGGCUCCGUUUGUGACUUUCGGUACCGUGAAGCUGGGAACCUCCAAGUCUGUGGUUCUGCGCAUUGAGAACCCGACGGGCGGCGCGGAAGCCGAGGUGACCGUUGACAAGAUCCCCUCAAGUAAAGGCUUUUCUGUGGACAGCAACCCGUUCACGAUUCAGCCCGAGGACUCGUUCAGUUUGACAGUAACAUGGACUCCAACAGAAGAAGGUGGAAUCAGAGAGCUCAUCCUCUUUAAUGCCAACGGGGUCCUCAAGCAACAGGCCGUGUUGCUAGGGAGAGCGGAAGCACCAAGGAAAAAAAAGACAAGCUUAUGGGACAAGAUCAAAAACAAGAGGGAGGGAGAAACGGUAAACCCAAGAAGGAAGAAAACAGAACAGCCUUUGAAGAUGGCUGCCAAUAAAACCUUCCAAGUGUCCCGAAAGCCAGAGUAUAAACGGAAAAAGCCACGCAGCCCACUUGCUUCUCUCAACGAGGGCAGAGCUGUCGGAGAGAGACCCGUCUCCCACCUCAGUCCCGUUGACGAUUACUCUCAGAAAUCCAAGGAGAAGACGGCCUUGACUUCCACCCAAAGGCAACGGUCUCUGAGCUUGUUGGACCAGGAGAAUAUCCAUCAUGUUCAGAGGAACUCUCCCCUUGUCCUACUCGUACCAGCCGGCAACAUGUCUGCAAGCCCUGAUGGCAAAGAUCUUACCAAAAGGCUCAACGUGACUCUGUCGCCUAUCGGGACGCCCGAAUUGUUUAAGAAGCUCAUGCCUCGCAUUCGGUCGGAUGGCCAACUCACUGCGGCUGACAGUGUGUUAACUGGAACGGCAGCUCUCAAUUUGAAAGAUGCUCUGGCCCUCAUCGACUCUGAUCUGAGCUCCAUUAACGCCAGUCCUCGAGACACCAACUGCAGCUUCUCGGAUCCGCUAGAAUCCAAGAGUGGGGGCAGAAAUGGCCUCAAAGCGUUACCCGAUAGCCCGCAGGGGUCCGAGUCCACUGAGCCGAGACUCACGUUUUUUGUCAGCAAAGGGGUUGUAGUUUCAGAGAACGGUGGUGAAAAGGCCAAAAAGGCCUCUUUCGCAUCUUCCACGGUGAUCAAGAGCAGAGCACCACCACUGGUGGAGUCGACCCAUUCAAGUGGCAGGAAAAAUAAAAAGUCCUGGCGAAGCCUUUUGGAGAAAACACUGGAGCUGUCUGAUGGCAGCGACCGGCGUGAGUCUGGUCCAGGCACUCCAAGCCUUCCCGUUAUCCACCCAGACACAGAAACCAGGGGGCGGAAAAGCUCUGAGAUUGCCAGCCCCCUGUGUGAUGACCGACAUCAUGCCCAGGAAGCUACCCCCUCCGGCCCGACUCCGCCCGUCACCUUCCCCGUCACCUCCCCUCCACCUCUGGCCCCCGCUCGCUUCUCUUUCUCAGCCCUCACGGUCCCCUCUCUGUCGCCCCUGGGCUCAUCUUCCCCCGUACACCACGCCUCCACACAACGCGCCUCUCCGGCCCUCUCGGAACCCGCGUUCGUGCCGGACGACCCCUUUCCCGUUCACGUGGCGGGGACGGGAAAGAAGAGGAAGAGCGAGGAAGUUUUGAGAAGCGACGCAAAGGUUGAGGAUGCCGGGAAAGCUGAGCGUGUCAAAAGGAGCAAGGGGGUCUCCGGAAGAGCCCAGCCCCCGCGACCGACGCAGGAGAGGAGAGGUGCAUCGCAGAGGCAACCGCCGAGAACCGCAGGCUCCGUGCGAUCAAUGCCUCCCUCGUCUCUAAGGACCGCAAGGGCCGUGGCUCCUGUCCAGGCAAAGCAAUCGAGCUCAAAACUCUCCUCACGAGGUGCCCGGUCAUCUGGUAUUUCAUCAGUGAAGACUGCAAAAGUGGUUGCUCUUGCGCAGUCGAAACUGACCUUUAUUAAGCCGCUGCAAACAGCCAUACCGAGACACCCGAUGCCGUUUGCUGCCAAGAACAUGUUCUACGAUGAGCGGUGGAUCGAGAAGCAGGAGAGGGGAUUCACCUGGUGGAUCAACUACGUCCUCACCCCAGACGACUUUAAAGUCAACACCGAAGUCGCCGAAGUGAAUGCUGUGUUCCUCGCCAUGGGCAGCGGCGACAAGUGCAGUGUGCCUCGAGCGCCCACCAAAGAGGAGAUGUCCUUCAGCACCUACACGGCCCGGCGGAAGCUGAACCGCCUCCGCCGCUCCGCCUGCCAGCUGUUCACUUCCGAGGCCUCGGUCAAGGCCAUCCAGAGGCUGGAGCUGGAGGUGGAGGCCAAGAGGCUGCUCGUCCGGAAAGACCGCCACCUUUGGAAGGACAUAGGGGAACGCCGCAAAGUCCUCAACUGGCUUCUUUCGUACAAUCCGCUGUGGUUACGGAUUGGUCUCGAGACGAUCUUCGGGGAGUUGAUCUCGCUGGAGAGCAACGGCGACGCCUUGGGUCUGGCGCUGUUCAUCCUGCAGCGGCUGCUCUGGAACCCGGACAUCGCGGCUCAGUUCAGACACGGCAAAGUGCCGAACCUCUACAAAGACGGCCACGAGGAGGCGCUGUCUCGCUUUACUCUGAAGAAGCUGCUCCUGCUGGUGUGUUUCCUGGACAAAGCCAAAGAGUCCCGGCUGAUUGAGCACAACCCCUGUCUGUUCUGCUUGGAUGCAGAGUUCAAGACGAGUAAAGACCUGCUCCUGGCCUUCUCCAGGGACUUCCUCAGCGGCGAAGGGAUCCUGCCCCGACAUCUCGGCUACAUGGGGUUACCCGUCUCCCACGUUCAGAAGCCCCUGGACGAGUUCAACUUUGCCGUGAAGAAUUUGGCAGUUGAUUUGAAAUGCGGCAUUCGUCUAGUGCGUGUGAUGGAGCUCCUCGUCCAGGACUGGACUUUGUCAGCCCAGCUGCGUCUGCCAGCCAUCAGCCGCCUGCAGAAGGUCCACAAUGUGGACGUGGCGUUGCAAGUGCUCAAAAGCAAAGGGGUGGACCUCGAGGAUGAACACGGAUCCAACAUUGAUUCCAGAGACAUUGUGGAUGGACACAGAGAGAAGACACUGAACCUCUUGUGGAAGAUCAUCUUUGCGUUUCAUGUGGAGACUAUUUUGGACGAGGCUCAGCUGAGGGAAGAAAUUGGCUUCCUGAGCAGAAGCUUGAGGACCAAACGAAGGCUGGCGUCCCUGAGGGCCGGCCGGGUCCUUCAGCCGAGUCCUUCAAAGACCAGGGCGUCGUAUGAACACAGCAGCACUAAGAUUACUCUGCUGAUGGACUGGGUCCGAACCGUGUGUGACUUCUACAAUCUGAAGGUGGAAAACUUCACCGUGACGUUCUCGGAUGGCCGCGUCCUCUGCUACCUUAUCCACCACUACCACCCUAAUCUCCUGCCAGAGAGGGCCGUCAGUCACAGCACCACGCAGACCGUCGAGUGCUCGUCGAGGGGUCGCCUGGAGCUCAACUGCUCCGCCAGCGACUCCGACAACUCCUUUGAGUCCUUGCCGACGGGCCUGAACGGCCCAGAAUCUCCAUCAGUGGAAUUUAAAGAGCUCUUGGAGAAUGAGAAAAACAAUUUUGGACUGGUCAACACUGCAGUGUCAUUCCUGGGUGGCGUUCCCGCCAUGAUCAACCCAGCGGACAUGUCCAACACCAUCCCCAACGAGAAGGUUGUGAUGUCUUACCUGUCCUUCCUGUGUGCCCGUCUUCUGGAUCUGCGGAACGAAAGCAGAGCAGCUCGGGUCAUACAGGGCGCCUGGAGGAAAUACCGAUUAAAGAAACAGCUACAGCUCUACAAGGAAAGAAACAUGGCUGCCAUGAAAAUCCAGUUGGUCGUGAGGAGUUUUCUACAGAGUCGCCGAGCUAAGAGGCAGACGCACGCUGCCGUGAUCAUCCAAUCAGCCUGGAGAGGUUUCUUAGCCCGCAACAGGCUGAGGCUCAAAAAACAGGCUGAACUUCGGGCUCUGCACCAUGAAGCAGCAACUGUCAUCCAGGCUCAAUGGAGGAUGUUUUCGGCCUCGAGGGCUUACCAACGCCUCCGAUACUACGCCAUUGUUGUCCAAGCGCAAUGGCGAAUGAGAAGGGCAGCCGCUGCUUACGGAAGAAUUCACUGGGCGGCAACUGUCAUCCGGAAGCACUCGCGAGCCUGGGCUCUGGCAAAAAGAGAUCGGGCCCAUUAUCUCUCCCUAAGAGCUUCGGUGGUUAAAAUACAGCGAGGAUACAGAAGAUGGAAAACCCAGAGAAUGGAAAAAGAAAACCGUGCUGCCAAAGUGAUACAAGCUGUGUUUAAGAAAUGGCAUGUUGCUAAAAUGGCUGCAAGAGCUGUUGCUGCUGUAAAGAUUCAGUCUUGGUACAGAAUGCAGAGGUGUCUCCAUCGCUACGGAAAGAUCAAGAGAAGCACUGUGCUCAUUCAGGCCCAGAGCAGAGGUCACGCACAGCGCCGCCGCUUUCGGGCGUUGAUGCUGCAGCGCCACUCGGCCAUCGUCCUCCAGAGUGCCUUCAGAGGGCAUGCUGUCAGGAAGCAGAUGGCAAAAAUGAGAUGCGCCGCCAUCAUAAUCCAGCGCCGGUUCAGGGCCUCUGUGUUGGGAGACGCGGAAAGGCAAAUGUUUGCGAGGAUGAGACGCGCCGCCACGACCAUACAGGCGGCUUAUCGUGGACAAGCGGCUCGGGAGUCGCUGAAAAGGCGGCACAAGUCGUCAACGGUGAUCCAGGCAGCUUUCAGGAUGCACGCGGCCCGACGGCACUACCUCGCCGUGAGAAAAGCUGCAGCUGUGAUUCAGCGGAAGUACAGAGCCGCCGUUCUGGCCCUCGAGACGAAGAAGGAUUACGAUGCUCUCAGGAACGCGGCGCUUGUCAUACAGGCUAACUGGAGAGGCCGAGCCGACAGGAAGGCGAUGGAGGAGCGGCGUCGGUGUGCAACGCUGAUACAGGCGCACUACCGGCGCCACGCGGCGCAAGCCAAGUUCAGAGCCAAGGUGGCCAGUGUCGUGGUCGUACAGCGGCGCUAUAGAGCGUACGUGGCUGGAAAGGAGACGAGGAAAGUGUACCUUCACACAAGAGCGGCCUGUGUGACACUCCAAGCUGGAUUCAGAGGCACGAGGGUUCGGGCCGAGCUGAAGAGAAAUCACCGGGCAGCGACGGUCAUUCAGUCUUCAGUGAGGAUGUUUUUAUGUCGGAAACGAUAUUUCCUCCUCCAAAGUGCAGCGAUUAUCAUCCAGAGCCGAUACAGAGCGCUUCUGGUCUGCAGGGCACAGCGGAAAGAAUACAGUGCGCUGAAGCAGGCCGCUGUAGAAAUACAAGCCGUAUACCGAGGAUGUAGAGUGAGACGAGAUCUCAAGAGGAGGCACGAUGCUGCCAGAGCGAUCCAAGCGCAGUUCAGGAUGCACAGAAUGCACACGGCCUACCUCGCCACCAAGUGUGCCGCCGUCAUUAUUCAGGAACGCUACAGGGCCAAAAUACUCAGGAAUCUACAGAUGCAGCGGUAUGGGGCAAUGAAAUCUGCAGUGGUGUUCAUCCAGGCGGCGUACCGUCGCCACAGGGCAAGGAGCAAGAUUGUAGAGAUGCACCGAGCCGCAUCCAUCAUUCAGAGAAAAUUUCUCGCUGUUCGGGAUAGAAAAAGGUUCCUAGCUCUCAAGGCCGCGGCUUUGGUUUGUCAGCAGAGGUACAGAGCAGUAGCUCUGGCAAGAAAAGAGCGUUUGGACUAUCUGUCGAAGCGCACCGCAGUCAUUCGUCUGCAGGCGGCCUACAGAGGAUGCACUGUCAGAAAGCAGUUGCAUGUGCAGCGUUCGGCAGCUGUUACAAUUCAGUCCCACUUCCGAAAGCACCAGCAGAGAACCUACUACAAGACUCUCCUCUGGGCUGCCAGGGUUUUGCAAGCACGUUACAGAGCCAACGGGAAAAUGAGACGGGAGAUGCAAGCCCUGAGUGCCAAGAGAAAUGCUGCUGUUAUCUUACAAGCUGCCUUCAGAGGAAUGAAAUCCAGACGACUCUUCAAACGCAAGCAUCAGGCUGCCGGCGUUAUCCAGAGGGCCUACAGAGCACACUGUGAACACCAGCAGUAUCUGAUGUUGAAAUCCUCCGUCCUCACCAUUCAGCGGAGGUAUCGGGCCACUGCAGCAGCAACGGUUCAGAUGCAGAAAUACCAGACAAUGCGCAGCGCGGCGGUCAUCGUUCAGGCCGCACACAGAGGUCAGCAGGUCAGACGGCAGGUUGCUCGCUGGCAUCAGGCUGCCACUGUGAUCCAGUCUGCAUUCAGAAAGCACAGACAGGAAGUCACAUUCCAGGCCAUGCGCUUGUCCUCCAUCAUCAUCCAGAGAUUCUAUCGCUCCUGUGUUCUUCGGAGGCAAGAAAGGGAAAAGUUCUUAAAAAUUCGACAUUGUGCCAUCGUUCUUCAGGCAGCGUUCAGAGGUCAUCUUGUGCGGACCAACGUCACCAAGAUGCACAGGGCAGCUGCUGUUAUUCAAGCCAACUUCAAGAGACACAGACAGCAGUCGGCCUUCAGAAAACAACGCUGGGCAGCCUGCGUCUUACAGCAGAGGUUCAGAGCUCAGAUUCAGAGAAACACUGAGGUGAAACAUUACCAGGAGGUUAAGAAGGCCGUCACUCAGCUUCAAGCUGCCUUCCGUGGAAUGAAAUCCAGAAGAAUAAUUAAACGAAGGCAUCAGGCUGCUUGUGCUAUCCAGAGAGCCUACAGAGGCUUCUCUAAACGCAGGCAGUAUCUGAAAUUAAAAUGCUCAGUCCUAACUGUUCAGAGAAGAUAUCGUGCUGCUAUUGCAGCUAAAGCCCAAAGAACAGAAUACCAGACAAUGCGCAGCGCAGCGGUCAUCAUUCAGGCCGCACACAGAGGUCAGCAGGUCAGACGGCAGGUUGCUCGCUGGCAUCAGGCUGCCACUGUGAUCCAGUCUGCAUUCAGAAAGCACAGACAGGAAGUCACAUUCCAGGCCAUGCGCUUGUCCUCCAUCAUCAUCCAGAGAUUCUAUCGCUCCUGUGUUCUUCGGAGGCAAGAAAGGGAAAAGUUCUUAAAAAUUCGACAUUGUGCCAUCGUUCUUCAGGCAGCGUUCAGAGGUCAUCGUGUGCGGACCAACGUCGCCAAGAUGCACAGGGCAGCUGCUGUUAUUCAAGCCAACUUCAAGAGGCACAGACAGCAGUCGGCCUUCAGAAAACAACGCUGGGCAGCCUGUGUCUUACAGCAGAGGUUCAGAGCUCAGAAGCAGAGAAACACUGAGGUGAAACAUUACCAGGAGGUUAAGAAGGCCGUCACUCGGCUUCAAGCUGCCUUCCGUGGAAUGAAAUUGAGGGAGAAAAUCAAACACAGGCAUCAGGCUGCCGGCGUUAUCCAGAGGGCCUACAGAGCACACUGUGAACACCAGCAGUAUCUGAUGUUGAAAUCCUCCGUCCUCAGCAUUCAGCGGAGGUAUCGGGCCACUGCAGCAGCAACGGUUCAGAUGCAGAAAUACCAGACAAUGCGCAGCGCGGCGGUCAUCGUUCAGGCCGCACACAGAGGUCAGCGGGUCAGACGGCAGGUUGCUCGUUGGCAUCAGGCUGCCACUGUGAUCCAGUCUGCAUUCAGAAAGCACAGACAGGAAGUCACAUUCCAGGCCAUGCGCUUGUCCUCCAUCAUCAUCCAGAGAUUCUAUCGCUCCUGUGUUCUUCGGAGGCAAGAAAGGGAAAAGUUCUUAAAAAUUCGACAUUGUGCCAUCGUUCUUCAGGCAGCGUUCAGAGGUCAUCGUGUCCGGACCAACGUCGCCAAGAUGCACAGGGCAGCUGCUGUUAUUCAAGCCAACUUCAAGAGACACAGACAGCAGUCGGCCUUCAGAAAACAACGCUGGGCAGCCUGCGUCUUACAGCAGAGGUUCAGAGCUCAGAUUCAGAGAAACACUGAGGUGAAACAUUACCAGGAGGUUAAGAAGGCCGUCACUCAGCUUCAAGCUGCCUUCCGUGGAAUGAAAUCUAGAAGAAUAAUUAAACGAAGGCAUCAGGCUGCUUGUGCUAUCCAGAGAGCCUACAGAGGCUUCUCUAAACGCAGGCAGUAUCUGAAAUUAAAAUGCUCAGUCCUAACUGUUCAGAGAAGAUAUCGUGCUGCUAUUGCAGCUAAAGCCCAAAGAACAGAAUACCAGACAAUGCGCAGCGCAGCGGUCAUCAUUCAGGCCGCACACAGAGGUCAGCAGGUCAGACGGCAGGUUGCCCGCUGGCAUCGCGCUGCCACUGUGAUCCAGUCUGCAUUCAGAAAGCACAGACAGGAAGUCACAUUCCAGGCCAUGCGCUUGUCCUCCAUCAUCAUCCAGAGAUUCUAUCGCUCCUGUGUUCUUCGGAGGCAAGAAAGGGAAAAGUUCUUAAAAAUUCGACAUUGUGCCAUCGUUCUUCAGGCAGCGUUCAGAGGUCAUCGUGUCCGGACCAACGUCGCCAAGAUGCACAGGGCAGCUGCUGUUAUUCAAGCCAACUUCAAGAGGCACAGACAGCAGUCGGCCUUCAGAAAACAACGCUGGGCAGCCUGUGUCUUACAGCAGAGGUUCAGAGCUCAGAAGCAGAGAAACACUGAGGUGAAACAUUACCAGGAGAUUAAGAAGGCCGUCACUCGGCUUCAAGCUGCCUUCCGUGGAAUGAAAUUGAGGGAGAAAAUCAAACACAGGCAUCAGGCUGCCGGCGUUAUCCAGAGAGCCUACAGAGCACACUGUGAACACCAGCAGUAUCUGAUGUUGAAAUCCUCCGUCCUCAGCAUUCAGCGGAGGUAUCGGGCCACUGCAGCAGCAACGGUUCAGAUGCAGAAAUACCAGACAAUGCGCAGCGCGGCGGUCAUCGUUCAGGCCGCACACAGAGGUCAGCAGGUCAGACUGCAGGUUGCUCGUUGGCAUCAGGCUGCCACUGUGAUCCAGUCUGCAUUCAGAAAGCACAGACAGGAAGUCACAUUCCAGGCCAUGCGCUUGUCCUCCAUCAUCAUCCAGAGAUUCUAUCGCUCCUGUGUUCUUCGGAGGCAAGAAAGGGAAAAGUUCUUAAAAAUUCGACAUUGUGCCAUCGUUCUUCAGGCAGCGUUCAGAGGUCAUCGUGUCCGGACCAACGUCGCCAAGAUGCACAGGGCAGCUGCUGUUAUUCAAGCCAACUUCAAGAGGCACAGACAGCAGUCGGCCUUCAGAAAACAACGCUGGGCAGCCUGCGUCUUACAGCAGAGGUUCAGAGCUCAGAUUCAGAGAAACACUGAGGUGAAACAUUACCAGGAGGUUAAGAAGGCCGUCACUCGGCUUCAAGCUGCCUUCCGUGGAAUGAAAUCUAGAAGAAUAAUUAAACAAAGGCAUCAGGCUGCUUGUGCUAUCCAGAGAGCCUACAGAGGCUUCUCUAAACGCAGGCAGUAUCUGAAAUUAAAAUGCUCAGUCCUAACUAUUCAGAGAAGAUAUCGUGCUGCUAUUGCAGCUAAAGCCCAAAGAACAGAAUACCAGACAAUGCGCAGCGCGGCGGUCAUCGUUCAGGCCGCUCACAGAGGUCAGCAGGUCAGACGGCAGGUUGCCCGCUGGCAUCGCGCUGCCACUGUGAUCCAGUCUGCAUUCAGAAAGCACAGAGAGGAAGUCACAUUCCAGGCCAUGCGCUUGUCCUCCAUCAUCAUCCAGAGAUUCUAUCGCUCCUGUGUUCUUCGGAGGAAAGAAAGGGAAAACUUCCUCAGAGCCAAACAUUGUGCCAUCGUUCUUCAGGCAGCGUUCAGAGGUCAUCGUGUGCGGACCAACGUCGCCAAGAUGCACAGGGCAGCUGCUGUUAUUCAAGCCAACUUCAAGAGGCACAGACAGCAGUCGGCCUUCAGAAAACAACGCUGGGCAGCCUGCGUCUUACAGCAGAGGUUCAGAGCUCAGAAGCAGAGAAACACUGAGGUGAAACAUUACCAGGAGAUUAAGAAGGCCGCCAUUAAGCUUCAAGCUGCCUUCCGUGGAAUGAAAUUGAGGGAGAAAAUCAAACACAGGCAUCAGGCUGCCGGCGUUAUCCAGAGGGCCUACAGAGCACACUGUGAACACCAGCAGUAUCUGAUGUUGAAAUCCUCCGUCCUCACCAUUCAGCGGAGGUAUCGGGCCACUGCAGCAGCAACGGUUCAGAUGCAGAAAUACCAGACAAUGCGCAGCGCAGCGGUCAUCGUUCAGGCCGCACACAGAGGUCAGCAGGUCAGACGGCAGGUUGCUCGCUGGCAUCAGGCUGCCACUGUGAUCCAGUCUGCAUUCAGAAAGCACAGACAGGAAGUCACAUUCCAGGCCAUGCGCUUGUCCUCCAUCAUCAUCCAGAGAUUCUAUCGCUCCUGUGUUCUUCGGAGGCGAGAAAGGGAAAAGUUCCUAAAAAUGAAGCAAUCCACCAUCACCCUGCAGGCAGCGUUCAGAGGUUGGUCUGUGAGGAGGAACAUACGCAGACAAAAUCAGGCCGCGGUUGUGAUCCAGUCAUGCUGGAGAUGCUCGGUGCAAAGGCGUAUCUUCCAAAAGACGCGUGAGACGGCCAUGAAACUUCAGCGGAGGUUCCGGGCGGUGCAGCUCGGCACGUUGGAGAGGAACCGAUACACCCGGAUCAGGAAAGCUGCCGUCACACUUCAGAAACACUGUCGAGCUUGGAUUGCAAGACAACAGGUACGAGAGAGAGCCGCGGCAGAGAGGAGGCGCCGCUUCACGUCUGCGGUCUUCCACCAUCUCAGCGCCAUAAAGGUGCAACGGGCUCUGAGAGCCCACUGGGCUUUGGAGUCGGCCAAAAGACAAAUCCAGUCCGUCAUCGCCAUACAGCGAUGGGUAAGAUGGAGGCAGCAGAGGAGACGGUACCUGGAGGACAGGAGGAAAGUGCUCAUCGCCCAGAGAGCGGUGAAGUGUUGGUUGGGUCGCCGCCACAGGGCUGCGUCCGUCAUCCAGCAGGCCGUCCGCAGGCUCCUCCUUCUCAAGCGCCAGGAGAGGGUUCAACAAGGCAUUGUCAAAGCUCAGUCUCUGUGGAGAGGACACCGCUCCCGCCGACUGAAUGACAACGCCAAGUUGGUGGAAUUAAGACACCGAUUACGCAAAAUCUCCGCCGGCGUCCGAGAGGAGGACAAACUGUGCCACAAGACGUCGGCUGCCCUGGACUACCUCCUUCGAUGCAAACACUUCUCCUAUGUUUUCCAAGCCCUGAGAAACCUCGAGACCGCCACCAGACUAUCUCCAGUGUGCUGUGAGCAGCUGGUUGAGAGCGGAGCCACCAUCGUCAUCUUCACACUCAUCCGCUCCUGCAACAGGAGCGCCCCUUGCAUGGAGGUCAUCACCUACUCCAUCCAGGUCCUCCUCAACCUCUCGAAGUACCACAAGACCAUCGAGGCGGUGUAUUCGGUGGAAAGCUCCGUGGAGACGCUGCUGGACCUGCUGCAGAAAUACAGAGAGAAGGCCGGCGAUAGAGUAGCGGAACAGGGCGGCGGCAUCUUCACCAAGGCCUGCUUCCUUCUCGCUCUGCUCCUGCAAGACAAGCACUGUGCUCGGGAGGUUAUGAAGCGACCCAUGGUUUUGGAUCGGAUCCGCAGUAUUUACCGUCUCACAGCUCGCAAACACAAGAUGGACGCCGAAAGGACUGUUAUGAAACAGAAGAUGAACGCAUCAACGAAUGGAAGCGUCUUGGUCCAAGCAACGCCUCGUAAAUCACGCCCUGUGCCAAAAUUUGCACCGGAUUGGGUCCUCAGAAAAGACAAGCUCAAAGAUAUCGUGGAGCCUCUCCGGGCCAUUGAGAUGGUGGCACGCACACUUUCCAUUGUGUUGUAAAUUGAUCAGCUUUUAAAUCUUCAUCUUCAUCCUCUUUUUUACUUAAAAAAACCAUUUUGUAUAGUUCUCUUUUACAUUUCCAUGUUUUUCAUGUUUAUAAUAAAAUUGAUUUGUUUCUUAAAACAUGC